Pneumocystis murina B123 is the source of this 3174-nucleotide messenger RNA. RefSeq lists its product as hypothetical. Gene Ontology annotation, biological process: rRNA acetylation involved in maturation of SSU-rRNA. Bases 1 to 3174 code for a protein of 1057 amino acids. The record is from RefSeq and is a predicted model, not a curated record. The transcript has 11 exons. Gene Ontology annotation, molecular function: 18S rRNA cytidine N-acetyltransferase activity; tRNA binding; ATP binding. NCBI's taxonomy places the organism in Eukaryota, Fungi, Ascomycota, Pneumocystomycetes, Pneumocystales, Pneumocystaceae. Gene Ontology annotation, cellular component: nucleolus; 90S preribosome.
AUGAUGAAAAAGAAGCAAAUUGACUCAAGAAUUCCUACACUAAUUAAAAACGGUGUUCAAGAAAAAAAACGCACACUUUUUGUUAUUGUAGGUGAUAGAGGAAGGGAUCAAAUUGUCAAUUUGCAUUGGCUUCUUUCUCAGACGAGAAUUGCUAGUCGUCCAUCGGUAUUAUGGAUGUAUAAAAAAGAUCUUUUGGGAUUUACAAGUCAUCGAAAAAAAAGAGAAGCGAAAAUCAAGAAAGAGAUCAAAAAAGGUAUACGAGAUCCAAAUGAAGCAACAACACCAUUUGAACUAUUUAUUUCUGUAACUAAUAUUAGAUAUACAUAUUAUAAAGAAUCAGAAAAAAUUUUGGGACAAACAUUUGGAAUGCUUGUUUUACAAGAUUUUGAAGCCAUUACACCUAAUUUAUUAGCAAGAACAAUAGAAACAGUUGAAGGAGGUGGAAUAAUUGUAAUUCUUUUUAAGACGAUGGAAAAUUUGAAACAGCUAUAUACAAUGACAAUGGAUAUUCAUUCACGUUAUCGAACAGAAGCACAUCAAGAUGUUGUUGCAAGAUUUAAUGGAAGAUUCAUUCUUUCCCUUGGACAUUGUAGUUCUUGUCUUUUUGUCGAUGAUGAAUUAAAUGUUUUACCAAUUUCUGAAGCAAAAAAAGUAAAACCAUUACCAAAGCCUCAAUUAGAAGAGCCAAAGAAGGAACUUGAGGAAUUAAAACAAAAAUAUGAGGAUAAACAACUUUUGAGAUCUCUUAUCGAUGUAGCAAAAACUGUAGACCAAGCUCGUGCACUUAUAACUUUUGUUGAAGCAAUUUCAGAAAAAACCUUAAGAAGCACUGUUGCUUUGACAGCUGCUAGAGGUAGAGGGAAAUCUGCUGCUCUUGGAUUGGCGAUUUCGGCAGCUGUAGCAUAUGGAUAUUCUAACAUUUUUAUAACAUCUCCGAAUCCAGAAAACUUAAAAACACUGUUUGAAUUUACUUUUAAAGGAUUUAAUUCACUUAAAUACGAAGAACAUAUUGAUUAUGAUAUAAUUCAGUCUCUUAAUCCAAGUUUUAAUAAAUCCAUAGUCAGAGUCAAUAUAUUUAGAAACCAUCGUCAAACAAUUCAGUAUAUUCAUCCAUCUGAUGCAUAUGUUCUUGGACAGGCAGAACUACUUGUUAUAGAUGAAGCAGCAGCUAUACCAAUGCCGUUAGUUAAAAAGCUUUUGGGUCCUUAUUUAACUUUUAUGGCAUCAACAGUUAAUGGAUAUGAGGGAACCGGAAGAUCUCUUUCAUUAAAAUUAAUACAGCAAUUAAGAGAACAAUCCAGAGGGUUUGCACAUGAAAAUACUAAAUCAGGAAAUUCAGAAAAAUCUAUGAUAAAUAGAUCAGAAAAACUUAAUAAGGAAUCUGGAAUAAACAGUAUAGGUGGACGAAAACUUAGAGAAAUAACUUUAGAAGAGCCCAUUAGAUAUUCUUAUGGAGAUCCUGUAGAAGAAUGGCUUAACAAAUUAUUAUGUUUAGACAUAAAUAUAUCUUUAAAACAAUUUUUAGAGCAAGGCUGUCCUCACCCUUCACAAUGUGAACUAUAUUAUGUCAAUCGUGAUACUCUUUUUUCAUAUCAUCCUGUAUCAGAAUCAUUUCUUCAGAUGAUGAUGAGUCUUUAUGUUGCAAGUCAUUAUAAAAAUUCUCCAAAUGAUCUUCAACUUAUGGCAGAUGCACCUGCUCAUCAACUAUUCGUUCUUUUGCCUCCAGUAAAAGAAGAUGAUAAUAAACUCCCAGAACCCUUAUGCGUUAUUCAAGUGGCACUGGAAGGCGAAAUUUCUAGAGAAUCUGUUGUAAAUAAUCUCACUAGAGGUUAUAGAACUGGAGGUGAUCUUAUUCCAUGGGUUAUAACCGAACAAUUUCAAGAUGAUAAAUUUGCUAGUUUAUCUGGAGCAAGGAUAGUGAGAAUAGCAACUAAUCCAGAAUAUAUUAGGAUGGGAUAUGGAAGUCACGCAUUGAAACUUCUUGAAAACUUUUAUGAAGGGAAGUAUUUAAAUCUCUCAGAAGAAACCAUUUCAGAAUCUAAUGAAAAUAUUAAAAUCAUAAAUAAUAAUUUAGAAUCAUCUCUCUUAACGGAUGAUAUUAAAAUUAAAGACCUUAAAAUAAUGCCUCCAUUGCUAUUAAAGCUUUCCGAAAAAAAGCCAGGGCUUAUUCAUUAUCUUGGAGUAUCAUAUGGAUUAACACCUCAACUUUAUAAAUUUUGGAAAAGAGCAGAAUUUAUUCCUGUUUAUCUCAGGCAAACACCAAAUGAUCUUACUGGAGAACAUACAUGUCUUAUGCUAAAACUUUUGCAGGAUAAAAGCGAAACUUGGCUUAAUGAAUUUUCUAACGAUUUUCGUAAGCGCUUUUUAUCACUUUUAUCAUUUAGUUUUAGGAGUUUUCCUACUAUUCUUUGUCUCAAUAUUAUAGAAUCAAUAAAUAAUGAUUUAAUACAAAAAGAUAAUGUUCAUGUUAUUACAAAAUCAGAAAUUGACAUCAAUCUAUCUCCUUUUGAUUUAAAACGACUCGAAUCAUAUGCAAAUAAUAUGCUAGAUUAUCAUACUAUUAUAGAUAUGCUACCAUAUAUCGCAGAUUUAUAUUUUAAGGGAAGAUUUGGAAAAGAUUUAAAGAUGACAGGAGUGCAAAGUGCUAUUCUUUUAGCUUUAGGUUUACAAAAAAGACUUCUUGAAGACAUAGAGAAGGAACUUAAUCUUCCAUCAAAUCAAGUAUUAGCUAUGCUUGUCAAAAUUCUUAGAAAAUUAUCAUCGUUUUUUAAAGAUAUUUAUUAUAAAGCUAUUGAUAAUACAUUGCCUAUAGAACGAAAAAAUUUAAAAAACCAACUACAAACUCAUGCAGAUGAAAAUGAUAAUUUUAGGGGUUUUAUUCCUCUUAAAGCAACCCUAAAGGAAGAAUUAGACCAUCUUUCUAGCGAAAUGGAGGACAGCAUUAAAGAAAAACAAAGAGAACUAAUUAAUUCUUUAGACCUACAAAAGUAUAUUAUCAAAGGACAAGAGGAAGACUGGGACAAAGCAGAACAACAUAUUAAAAAUGGGAUCUAUUCAGGAAAAAGCUCAGUUGUUAGUAUUCAAAGUCAUUCACUUAAGAGAGAACACGAAUCUCUUACUGAUAUUCCACAUAUUAAAAAAAAACAUCAGAAAAAACAUAAAAGAAAAGUCUAA